AUGGCUGCGGCGUCGAGGAGUCAACUCACCACGCUGCCGUCGCAGACCUUGUCGUUCGUCGACGGCGGCGGUCUACAGGAGCCGCAGCGCCUGUUAGAGACCUACGACGCCGCGGUGAAGGAGCUCCGCAUCCCUGCCGCUGACAAGAGGUUCUACGAGGCAUGCUUUGCGGCCCCCGUGCGGGAGUCGCUGUCGGCAUGCGGCGGGGACGCAGGGAGUGACGGGCCGCGGCGCGAGUUGGAGGGGCGCUGCUCCCUCCUCGCGGGUCUCUGCCAGCAUCUCGAGAGGCACCGUGACGCCACCGUGCGUGUGCUGCAGCUUUGCCAACGCCGCGACGAGCUUGUGGAGGGCAUGCUGCGCAUUUGUGCGCUGUACCAGGCAAACGCCGCGCUGCCGUAUCCGCCACCGCCCCCUGCUGCCUUCAUGGAGGCGCUUGAGAAGCAUCAUCUCGUGACUUUGUCUAUUGUGGAGGCCAUUUUUGACUGGCGGGAACAACUCUCCCGCCCAUUUCCAUUUGUUGUCGGGGACGAAAACUACCUCUACCGCAUUGUAGAUGACUGCAGCCUCCUGGACUCCAGUCUGCUGGGAGGCGUGCUUCGACUGCGGCUGUCGCAAUACCCGCUCUCCUCUCACAUGGCUUACGCUCCAGUCCCAAAGCGAGGGCGGGGCGUGCUAAAACACGGCGGCGGCGGCGGACUCAUUUGCCGGGAAUACGACGAGACACAAGCUGUCCUGCAGGGGGGACCUUCGCUGUGGCGGCGUCAAAGUUCGCAGUCCGGGUCGCACGACGUCCACGCCACCGUGAGGCGACGGUCCCCGCCCAAGCCGAGUGGGAACUACACCCAGGCCCACCUGCAGUGGGCUGAGGAGGUGAUACAGAAGGAGAACGUUCUCCAGCGGCGGCUGAUCAGUGAGUUGUUGAUGAAGGCAAGGCAGGGCCUCUUUGCGAUGCUGCUCGCGACGCCCGACAUUGUGCGCGAUGCCGCUGAGGGGAUUCCGCUUCUGGAGGGGAGCCCGGGCGCGUGGCGGGAGAGGAUCAUUGGGGCAGCCGCCACAGCCGCGCCGGGGACACACAGCCCCGAUGAGGCGGCAGCGGAGAGGCGGCGUGAGUCAGCUGCGGGGGAGAUGACUACUUGCCCCAGUGCCGCGGCAGCAAACCAAAAGAGGGCUCACCCAUUUUUGCCUCCCCGAGGAAUUCCUUCUCCGCGUCGUCAUUCUCUUCCCAGUUAA
Messenger RNA from Trypanosoma conorhini, 1230 nucleotides. RefSeq lists its product as uncharacterized. The coding region runs from base 1 to 1230 and encodes 409 amino acids. The record is from RefSeq and is a predicted model, not a curated record. The transcript has a single exon. Lineage: Eukaryota; Euglenozoa; Kinetoplastea; Trypanosomatida; Trypanosomatidae.